AUGCGACCGCCACGCCUAAUAUCAAUAGUCUUCUGUAUCCUCUUUUUCCCGAUCUUCCUUACCCUGUUCUCGGCUCUUUCGUCAUCUCCUCAUGUGGCUGAUCCCAGUUCGCUCGCUGGUCAAACGACUGGAUUUCACGCUCUCUUCUCCUUCAAUAUACCAUCCUCACUUUUCCCACCAUCCGCUAUCAUCAGCCUUACCGAUGACAACUCGACUUUUUUCCUGGCCAGACCUGCAGCAUUUGGCCCUCUACUUUCUGAUAAGGGACUGAGUGGCCCACUCUGGGUGGGCAGUGGUUUUGGGGAGAAAACUAGUGGUGGCGCGGAAGGAGAGUUAGGCUGUUCGGAUAUCCCAGGAUGGGGGGAUGGUGACAGCCGUCGCAGUCCGGAUAAGUCAACGGUAGCUGCAGACAAGACCUCGUCAUCUGGUAUUAAGGAUGGUCUUGCGGCCUCUUUAGGUCAGGGGCGAGCUGAUCCCCAGCAAGAAUCAGAAUCCGAACAUCUUGCGGCUGGCGGAGCCCCUCCACCCUCGACGAAUGACGGCACCGAUGACCAUCUGCAUCAUCCUUUACCUGAUUCUGAUGUGGUAGACGCAGAUGCGCCGGAAAAUCCUGGAGAACGCCAAAAUAAGCCGGCUGCUCAUGCAGAUAUACAAUCCUUGCAGGAGAGCGCCGAGAUAAAUGGCAAAGUUGUGUUGCUAAGCAGAGGCGGCUGUGGUUUUCUAGAAAAGGUCAAAUGGGCUCAACGACGCGGAGCGAUCGCUGUGAUUGUUGGUGAUGAUACGCGAGGGGGAAGUCUCGUGACGAUGUAUGCUCGAGGGGACACGUCCAAUGUGACUAUUCCCGCCGUUUUCACGUCUUACACGACAGCACACUUGCUAUCAUCUCUGAUGCCUCCGCAGGCCGGAGCAGAUCUAAGCUUGGACGACAAAACUGGGUCUACACGCGCUGUACUCUCCAGCGGUUCGGACAAGCAGCGUGUGAGUCCAACAACAACUACAUCAGUUACCCCGUCUUCCACGCCUACGCCCCAGGCUGAGGUGGAUGAGCCGCUUCAGAUUGCCUCAAAACCGAGAACCGGAGCUUUCCACUCUCUCCUGUCACUACUAGGUUUGGGUAGGAGCAACAAUGGACGCGCUUGGCAAAAUUUUGAAGACAGUCGACGGCCACCUAACAGCGGAAACAUUGACUGGGUUCGGCUUGGUGAUAAGAAACAAUCCAAAAAAGCUGCACCCAGCAGUGCUGCUGAUGAUCGCAAAAAUUCCGAAAGCAUGUCGAGCCUUGCCGACGGCGAUGGCUUCAUCAUUGGUGUGCAGGACUGGCGAGAUCCAGACCUUGUAGCCCCUAGAAGCACCUCUCUGCCGUCGCCGAGUAGCGUGGCAGGCUCGGCUAAUACCGAGUCGGGCAAAAAUGCGAAGAGCUUAAAGAAGACAUCUAAUUCACCGAAGGGCGGUAGCAUCACUCCAGGAAGCGGUGAAUAUCGGAGCGAAUCUAGCGACAACAAAGAAUUCCAUUCGCGUGACGGCUCUCCAGUAAAUUCUCCUGGAAACACUGCAUCAGACAAGGGUUGGUUUUUCAAACGCUUCUUUGCGCCUAGACGUACAGGGGAUGCCAAGUUGGAUAAACCAGCAAACAACAAGAUGCGCAGAAGUACCGAUCAAAAUGCCAAGGUUACCGAACAUGCGGGCCUGUGGGUUACGUUGACACCAACAAGCAUGUCUACAAGCCCUUUCUUCGAUACCCUGCUUGUUCUAGUUGUCAGUCCUCUGCUCACUUUGACGGUCGUGUAUGCUCUCCUAUUGAUUCGAUCUCGCAUCCGUCGGAGGCGUUGGCGGGCUCCGAAGUCCAUCGUGGACCGCCUUCCGGUGAGAACCUACCACACAAUCCCAACGCCUUCGUCUGCAGCAAGUUCCUCUCGAUCUUCGAGUCCCGGACCAGUCUCGCCAACUUCCCCGUUGCUAGGCUCUCGGAGUCGUCCAGAGCUGGCCCCGUCACGCUCUUCCUUCUUCCGUGGCAGUACAGCUGAAGCCAAGAAGACUGCAAAAGGCGAGAAGUCUGGUUCGGCUUCCUCUGUUUGGCGCCGCAAGUACACUGGUCGGCAGGUGGAAUGCGUUGUAUGUCUUGAAGAAUACAUCGAUGGACAAAGCAGAGUGAUGAGCCUACCCUGCGGCCAUGAGUUCCAUGCGGAGUGCAUAACUCCAUGGCUGACGACCCGUCGGCGGACUUGCCCGAUCUGUAAGGGAGACGUCGUUCGCUCCAUGACUCAGAAUACAACAGCAGAAUCACGCGACUUGCCACAGCGAAUGGCCGAUGGUGAUGAUGGCCGUGGCUCCGAAACCCAUCGAAGCUUUUCAUCCGCCCCUAUGCUCAUUACGAACUCGAAUGAAGAUGAGACCUCCGACCCUGAACACCGCCGAGCCUCAGAUUUGGGGGCACUAGAAGGCCAUGCCUCCUCUGCGCCUCCGUCUUCCAGUUGGAGGAAUCUGGCAACGCUUAGCCUUUCAGCCUUGAGUGGCGACACCAUUUGGCAUCAGACUCGGGCGGAUAACGACCGAUGA
Aspergillus pseudoviridinutans is the source of this 2556-nucleotide messenger RNA. Its product is annotated as PA and RING finger domain protein. The coding region runs from base 1 to 2556 and encodes 851 amino acids. NCBI's taxonomy places the organism in Eukaryota, Fungi, Ascomycota, Eurotiomycetes, Eurotiales, Aspergillaceae. The transcript has 2 exons. The record is from RefSeq and is a predicted model, not a curated record.